AAUGAGGCCUCUGGUCUGUAAACUGUUUCUUCCUGGAUACAGUAAGAGUGAAAUAAAUGUUCUGAUUGGUUCUAGUCUAGGUAAUGCAUGUUUAGCAGUAGUAUCUGUAGAUGAGACUAAAGUAAACGAGAGGCGGGACCAGCACUGGAGUUGUCAGUGCCUUAUUCUCGGCAGAGUUCUCCCACACGCUCACGAACUGAGAGAUGAACCUCUCUGUGGCUAUUGUUGUUCUCACUGCGGUCGUCUGCACUUCGGCAGAAAUUCCUCAUGAGACCGUCUAUGUGCUGGGGUGUCUUGAGAAGACAAAGGUGAAGGCGGAGGCAGAGCUUCAGCUGGAUGGGGAGGAAGUGGUAUAUGCUGACUUCCAGAGUGGACAGGAAGUUUGGACAUUGCCUGAGUUCCUGGGGCCAUUCUCAAGCUCCACUGUUCGUAACUUCUACAAGAAUGCCGUUAAAGGCAGACGAUUGUGUCGGGAUGCCUUGGCUCUUUGGAUAUUUGAAGAAAAGAGUCCACCUGAGGUAAAAGAUGCCCCUGAGAGCACCAUCUACCCCAGGGCUGAGGAGGAGCUGGGGGUGGAGAACACCCUUAUCUGCUUUGCCAAUCAUUUCUACCCCCCGCCUGUCAAAGUCAACUGGACCAAGAAUGGCCUGGAGGUGACUGAGGGAACGUCUCUCAGUCGGUACUAUCCUAAUGAAGAUGGAACGUUCCACCAGUUCUCCAGCCUGAGUUUCACUCCACAGGAGGGGGACGUCUAUGGCUGCACUGUGAAGCACACAGCCUUGGAGGACCCCAAAACCAGGUUCUGGGAGUAUGAGGUACGUGAGGUGAGUGGGUCCAGUGCUGGUCCUGCUGUAUUCUGUGGAGUGGGCCUGACUCUGGGACUGUUGGGAGUGGCUACCGGAACAUUCCUGUACGUCAAAGGACAACAGUUCAACUGAAUUGUGACAUAAAUGUAAAAAAUCCUCUUGCAGUUUUAGGUAAACAAUGGGACAAAGAAUUAGUGGCGUACCGCAGUUUCAUCUUUUUUUGAGGGGGGGAAACCGCUAACUUUGUACAAUUUUACACAUUUUGCCAUGAGGCUGAGAGAAAAUGUUGAAGUUUAGCAGCUAAUUUCCUGUCAUUUUAAACAUUUUUGCCAUGGCUUAUGACAUGUUCAUAUGUUAUCUGGGUAGGGGGGGCCUGACCACCUUUUCUUUUUGGGGGGUGCAGGGGGGUGUGUGGUACACCAGUGCAAAUAAUAUUAACUACUCUAACUGUUCAAAUGUUUUCCUGUCAAUAAAAUAUGAAAUAUU
Molecule: messenger RNA, 1292 nt
Organism: Salmo salar (Atlantic salmon)
Lineage: Eukaryota; Metazoa; Chordata; Actinopteri; Salmoniformes; Salmonidae
Product: H-2 class II histocompatibility antigen, A-Q alpha chain
Biological process (GO): immune response; antigen processing and presentation
Cellular component (GO): MHC class II protein complex; membrane
Source: RefSeq, a predicted model, not a curated record